Molecule: messenger RNA, 477 nt
Organism: Aphanomyces astaci
Lineage: Eukaryota; Oomycota; Saprolegniomycetes; Saprolegniales; Verrucalvaceae
Exons: 1
Coding region: 1-477 (158 amino acids)
Source: RefSeq, a predicted model, not a curated record
AUGGCCUCACGUCCCCCACAGCCAACUGACGCCGAUUGCGCCAUCGCCUAUGCCAAGAAAUCGCGUCCACGCCACGUCACACACCAUGAGAUGCUCGACAUCAUCUUGGUCAACGCCAUGCUGCGCCAAGACGACACGCCCAGGGCAAGUCGAACCGCUGCCCGCCUGCUACGCCGCAAGCCACAGCUGGUCCAAGAGGUUUGGAAGGCCUUUUUGGUGGAGACCGGCGGCACGGUCACCAAAGCCGACCCGACGAUGGAGAUGUCCACCGGCACAAGACUCCCGACGACGCCCACCAUCGUGAACACCAUUCAAGAUUUCGUCCGGCAGCGCCGCCAAGAACGCAUCAGAACGGUGUCCAAGGACAUGGCCCAAUUCCUCCAGGCCCAGCCCAUUUUGUGCUUCGACCGUGAGUCGAACCUUUCCACCAAAGCGGCCCUGCGGUCGACAGAAGGUUUCCUGGCCAAACUCGGCUAG